CGGGGCUUGUGCGUGUUUUGUAUUUGCUGACCGCGUUCUAUCAACCACCUGUUCGAAUAUAAAAAUACGACUUAAAACAUUAUUAUUUUUGUGACAGGCGCCUGGAGGGCUCCCUUGGAAAUACAUGGCGGAGGAGGAGUACCCGGAGGCCGCGCUGCCGACCCGCCACCGGCCGGAGGCUCUCAGCGCCCUCGCGCGGUCCAGCCGCUUCACCACGCACGAGAUCAAGCUCAUGUACCGCGGGUUCAAACAGGAGUGUCCGUCGGGGGCGGUGGACGAGGAAGCCUUCAAGAACAUAUUCUGUCAGUUCUUCCCGCUCGGCGACGCCACGCAGUACGCGCACUACGUCUUCAACACGAUCAAGCACAAGCAGAGCGGGAGGGUCAACUUCGAGGAGUUCCUGGGCAUCCUGUCCCGAGUGGCGCGCGGCUCCGUGCAAGAGAAGCUGUCCUGGGUGUUCGCGCUCUAUGACGUCGACGGGGACGGCCGCAUCUCCCGCGCCGAGAUGCUGUCCGUGGUGCAAGCUAUAUACGAGCUGCUGGGACGAGCCGUGGCCCCCCCGGCGCACCCCACUGCCGCCAAGGACCACGUCGACAGAAUCUUCCAUUUGAUCGACACGAACGCAGACGGCGUAGUGACUCCGGACGAGCUGGCGCGCUGGUGCAGCCGGGACCCCGCGCUGCUGCGGUCCCUGGACACCCUGGACACCGUGUUGUGAUCCGCGCCCGCACCUCACAGUUGUUGUGAAGGUGAAGCGAUACCUUCCAGUUCAAAGGAAGCCGACGUGCCCGGCGCGACGCCCACCAGAGUCACCGCCGUCAUAACAGAAGAAGCAUCUCUGAAGAAAGUAAAACGUCGGAACCGACGCUCCAGCACGCGCCGGUGAACAAUUACUUUCAUUAAAAAUUCUUAACAAAAUGAAUGUGAUCUCACAAUAACGUAUAUAAUAAAUCUUUGAAAUUAUGACCAUGUGUCGUCUAAAGUACUUAAUUAUAUUAUAUUUAUUAAACACGAGCCUAGUUCGUUGCUCAGUAUUUAAUUGCUUCCAACGAGCUGAGUUGGGAACUCGCACGUGUAAGGCAGACCAAUUUUUCGAAUAGAUUUAAAAUUGGCACGUGACGAUGUCUUUGUCAAUAGCUGUUCAAGCUGUUGAAGCAAACAUUUAUUACUAAUUUCUGCACGAAACCUUUGAGCGCGUAAACCAUGUGUCAUCUAGAUAAAUUGACAAACAAACUUUAACAUGGAGUAUUGUUCUAUGCUUUAUAAUAAAGUGACAAAUAGUAUUGAAAUAAAUUUGAUCUUCCAUUAUUUAUUAUAAUUCUACAAGCACUGACUAUACAUUAACGUGCAAUUUUCGUUGUUUGACUCACGUUUCCUAUUUGCACUUGAUGGAAGCCUUCAAUAAAGUCUAACUUUAAAAAUUUAUAUUUAUUAGUCUAUAAAAUAGAUUUAAGGAUUCUAUUUUUCGAAUAGCUAUAACUUAGUGAUUCUAUUACACGAUUUUAAUAAUUUAAGGAACAACAUUACUGCUAAUUAACAUCCACAAAAAUAUCGAAGUGAUGACGCCACAAAAAAUGUAAUAAGCUGUAUAAUUGUUGAAUCAUUUAUGAUCAAAGAUUGGCCGGAGUUGCGGCUCUCACUGAAUCGCUUUGAAGCACAAAAUAUUAAAAAAAAACGUGUGGCACU
Bombyx mandarina (wild silkworm) is the source of this 1686-nucleotide messenger RNA. Its product is annotated as Kv channel-interacting protein 4. The record is from RefSeq and is a predicted model, not a curated record. Gene Ontology annotation, molecular function: calcium ion binding. Lineage: Eukaryota; Metazoa; Arthropoda; Insecta; Lepidoptera; Bombycidae.